This is a messenger RNA of Galendromus occidentalis (western predatory mite), 3166 nucleotides long. RefSeq lists its product as uncharacterized. Gene Ontology annotation, cellular component: plasma membrane; lipid droplet; mitochondrion. The transcript is spliced from 22 exons. Gene Ontology annotation, biological process: glycolipid biosynthetic process. The record is from RefSeq and is a predicted model, not a curated record. The coding region runs from base 38 to 2869 and encodes 943 amino acids. Lineage: Eukaryota; Metazoa; Arthropoda; Arachnida; Mesostigmata; Phytoseiidae.
GAUCGUGGUUGUUCAGAAUCAGCUGUUUCAUUCCAUCAUGAGUGACCGGGACUUCGACGUUGUGGUUUUUGGAGCGACGGGUAUGGCAGGUCGCUACUGCAUUGAGCAGCUGCACAGGAGCUCCGCAGACAACAUCAAGUGGGCUAUCGCGGGUCGCAACAGAGCGAGACUCGUAGAGGUUCUCGGAGAGGUUUCAUCAUGGGUCGGAACCGACUUGAGCAAAACUGCCAUCAUCGAAGCGGACGUAUACAGAGCCGAAAGUCUGUCAGAGAUGGCCAAGAGAACCCAGUGCAUCAUCAACACCGUCGGACCUUACACACUGUGGGGAGAGGAAGUCGUUCGAGCCUGCCUAGAGCAACGAACUCAUCUGCUCGAUCUAAGUGGCGAGCUCCAGUACAACGAAGCUAUGCGGAAUAAAUAUCACCGGGAAGCAAAGGAGAAAGGAGUUAUCAUCCUCCAAACGAGUGGAUUCGAUUCGGUACCAGGCGAGAUGAUUCUGCAAUUCGCGAGGGAAAACUUCCCCGGGAAUCUCAACACGCUUGAGACAUUUGUAACGUUCCGGGAGGGUGACCAUGGGGCCGCGGUCAACACAGGAACCCUCAAUUCGGUGCUUCAAAUUUGCAAAAAUCUCCGAGCUGUGUCCAAGAUAAGGCAGGCAGCGUGGGGCACUGUGUUUGAGCAGCCUUGGCAGGCGGUCGAUCACCGGAAUCCGCUCUGGUUAAUGAUUUCUUCACGGGCGGAGGUGCCUGGGUACAACAUCCCAUUCAUUGGGGGCGAUAAGCCCGUCCUGAAUCAUUCCGAAUUCUUCCGCCGAGAGGUGAACCCCGAUCAUAAGAGAGUUCAAAUUCAAACCCAUUUGUAUGACGAGUCGCUGCUCAAGAUGUUCGGACUGAUGUUCAUCUUCAUGAUCGUGGGAUUUCUGUCUCAAUUCUCUCUUGGUAGAAAGCUCAUCGAAAAGUAUCCCUCGUAUACCACGCUUGGCAUGUUCCGAAAAGGGGGACCGACAAGACAACAGGUCUUGACGUGUGGUUUCACAACUCUCGGCAUAGCCGAAGGUUGGCUGCGAGACGAGCCGCGAACGACGAAACCGAAACACAAAAUUGUGGUCAGAGUGGACGGACCGGAGGUUGGCUAUAUGACCACUUCUAUCUGCAUGGUCCAAACCGCGAUCUGUUUGCUGACAGAGAAAGAGUGUCUUCCAAUGAAGGGGGGAUACCUGACGCCAGGCUUCGCCCUCGAGAAGUCGACGUUGCUCAAGCGGCUCACCAACAACGGCUUCAAGUUCAGCGUUGUUGAGAAGAAUUUCGAUUUCUGUCAAAUGAAGUCUGUCUCUGCCUUUCUGUGGCUUCCAUGCCGGUCCGAGGCUCUGCUCCGGUCUUUGCCUCUCACCAAGAGCGUCGCCAGGAACCAAAGUGUCAGUAGCUAUAAUGGUUUGAUCGGAUGCGCAUCGUCGGUGUCCGAUGGAAAACGCGAUGGCAUCCUCGGGAGGAGUCCUUCCGGCCGGAACGGCGAGCCGCAUGAUUAUUCCCCGCGGACGUUUGUACGCCGUCAAUCGACGGUUGCAGAUACGAAACCCGCUGCCGAUUCGAAGCCCAACGCAGACGAUCGAGAGUUCGACAUCGUGGUUUUCGGUGCAACCGGUCUAGCUGGUCGUUACUGUGUCGAACAGCUCCACAAGAGCUCCGCCGAUAACAUCAAAUGGGCUGUAGCGGGUCGCAACAAGUCGAGAAUCAACGGGGUCCUGGAAGAGGUCUCGUCAUGGGUGGGAAGCGACUUGAACGGGUCAACGGCCGUCAUCGGAGCGAACAUCGAGAACAAUGAAUCCCUCGCGGAAAUGGCCAAAAGAACCCGGUGCAUCAUCAACACCGUCGGACCCUACACACCUCAUGGGGAGCAAGUGGUCAAAGCUUGUCUAGAUCAUGGAACUCAUUUGCUCGAUCUCAGCGGCGAAUUACAUUACAACGAGAGCAUGCGGAACAAAUACCACAAUGAAGCGAGGGACAAAGGGAUCGUUCUGCUGCAAUCCGCUGGGUUUGGUUCGGUCGCUGGCGAACUUCUCCUCCUAUACGCUAAAGAGAACUUCCCGGGACACCUUAACACCCUCGAAACGUUCGCAUGUUUCCGGGAAGGCGAACACGGAUUCGUGGGUGGGACAGGUACCUUGAACUCCGUGACGCAUAUCGUCAGAAAUCUCACCAAGAUGCCCGGUAUCCGCAAGCAAGCCUGGAAAAGCGUCUUCAAGCAGCCGUGGCAGCCAGUGAAGUUCCGGAACGGCUUCGGACUGCCAAUAAGCAAGCGGAAGGAGAUACCGGGAUUGAGCGUGCUCGUGGUGGGGACUGAUAAGCCCGUCAUGAAUCACUCGGAGUUCUUCCGCCGGGAAAUAGACCCAAAUUACCAGAGAACCCAAAUCCAAAAUCACUUGUGUACAUCGAUAGUCAAGGCGGCCAGACUUGCUGCAGUCCCUGCCGCUGUGGGUGCCCUGUCUCUACUCCCCUUCGGUCGCCGAGAACUUCUGGAGCGUCCGUCCCUCUAUACGUUCGGAAUGAUCGCGGAGGGAGGACCAUCUCGUAAACAAGUUCUGACAUGCGGCUUCACCAUGCUCGGCAUUGGUCGAGGAUGGCUCCCUAACGAGUCCCGCGACAAAGAACCGACCCAUCAAAUUGUUGUGAGGCUUGAUGGGCCGGAAGUGGGCUACAUGAGCACCUCGACAUGCUUGGUGCAGAGCGCAAUAUGUGUCGUCAAAGAGAAGGACUGCAUACCGAUGGAGGGAGGUUACCUCACGCCUGGAUUCGCCCUGGAGAAGUCCUCGUUGGCGAAGCGAGUCCGUGAGAGAGGCUUCAGAUUCAGCGUGGUCGAGAAAACUUUCUGAGAGAUCGCAAUCAGGCACUUUCACGAUGCGAGGAUCAAGUCUGUUCGAGAAAUCUUCGAACCUAGAAGCAACGUACGAAGGGAAGGUUGAGAGCAUCUACCACAAGAGAGAGAAAUAUUUUUCCGGAUCUCGGAGAGCCCGCCGAUGAGUUUGAUUUUGGCUUGAAUUUCGCGAAUGAGUCAUUAUAUGGGAUACUUAGUGUUUCAUGAGCUAUGGAGAGCUCUGUGAAAUGAACUUAGAUAUAUCUAUCCGGAGGAGUUUUGGGCUAAUCCGAUAAUGGAAUAAAUUGCCAGAUCU